Molecule: messenger RNA, 1112 nt
Organism: Tripterygium wilfordii
Lineage: Eukaryota; Viridiplantae; Streptophyta; Magnoliopsida; Celastrales; Celastraceae
Product: 2-Cys peroxiredoxin BAS1, chloroplastic-like
Exons: 7
Coding region: 110-928 (272 amino acids)
Biological process (GO): cellular response to stress; hydrogen peroxide catabolic process; response to oxidative stress
Molecular function (GO): thioredoxin peroxidase activity
Source: RefSeq, a predicted model, not a curated record
GAGGCGAUACCAACUACCAUUCUCACCUUAGAACUUGCUAGUGAUAGCUGAGACUGAGCUGUGACCGGGACACUCUGUAAGGAUUGGUUGUUUGUCUCAAUCGCCGAAAAUGGCUUGCUCAGCUACCUCAGCAACCGUUCUCACGUCCUCUAUCCCUAGGGCGUUCUCCGCGAAAUCCUUGGCUUCUCCUGUCGCUAAGCCUUUCUCUCAAACACUAACCGUUCCCGAUUCCUUCGCUGGUCUUCGCAAGUCCUUCCAAUCACGCGUUCCUCAUCCCGUCUCAUUGAAUCGGAGCUCUCAUUCUCAAAGGAGUUUCGUUGUCAAAGCCUCAGCUGGUGAACCUCCACUGGUAGGGAAUACAGCACCAGAUUUUGAGGCCGAGGCAGUAUUUGAUCAGGAAUUCAUUAAGGUCAAGCUUUCUGAGUAUAUUGGGAAGAAGUAUGUGGUACUCUUUUUCUACCCAUUGGACUUCACAUUUGUUUGUCCCACAGAAAUUACUGCUUUCAGUGACCGUUAUGCUGAGUUUGAGAAGCUAGACACAGAAAUAUUGGGUAUUUCAGUUGACAGUGUGUUCUCGCACCUUGCAUGGGUCCAGACAGAUAGAAAGUCAGGCGGCCUUGGUGAUUUGAAGUAUCCACUGGUUUCUGAUGUCACCAAAUCAAUUUCAAGUUCUUAUGGAGUUCUGAUCCAUGACCAGGGGAUUGCAUUGAGAGGACUCUUCAUCAUUGACAAAGAAGGAGUCAUCCAGCAUUCCACCAUAAACAAUCUUGCCAUUGGACGGAGUGUUGACGAAACAAUGAGAACCCUCCAGGCCUUGCAAUAUGUGCAAAAAAAUCCAGAUGAAGUUUGUCCUGCUGGGUGGAAGCCUGGGGAGAAGUCCAUGAAGCCAGAUCCUAAGCUCAGCAAGGAUUACUUUGCAGCAAUUUAGAGGAGGGUAAGCAUUAAACAACCUUUACUUUUUUUUAUGUUGGGUUUUUUGAGUUUCUUUUGAGCAUACUUAGCCAUCGGUUGUUCGAACAACUGGGAAUAAGUGUAAUUGACAGGAUUACCCUGUUUUUGUGAAUACAUUAGUGUCAAAAAUCCAUUGUUAUCAGGCUGCAUUUGAAUCUUCA